Molecule: messenger RNA, 9543 nt
Organism: Neoarius graeffei (lesser salmon catfish)
Lineage: Eukaryota; Metazoa; Chordata; Actinopteri; Siluriformes; Ariidae
Exons: 3
Coding region: 940-2574 (544 amino acids)
Source: RefSeq, a predicted model, not a curated record
AAGAAAAAGCCGCUGCUCGUCUGAGCCGCUUUAAUCCCUCGAUUUAUAAAAAUAAAAACACGUUAUUGUGUCUGGCUCUGAGGAUUUAAAACCUUGUUCUGCUUUAAAACCCUGAGCUCUUACGGUGUUUGUGAAGAAAGGUUGUGAAGGAAAGGAAGUAUAUUUGUAUUCAAAUUAAGGAUGACGGCUGAACAUAAUAAAUGCUUCUUGAAACAUCAGUAAGCUUCAACAUUGGCUGGCUGGGGUUCGCUAUAGUAAGAGCUUGCCCUCAUCGAUCCGACGACUUGCUGCCAUUAUGACGGGCCAUGAUGGAGGGUCUUCACGGCGUGCCUGCUGCUACUACUUCGCCAUGUGCUGUCUACAUGGAUUCAUCAUGAACAUGUCCCGACGUGUCGGCACGUGAUCCACUUCGGCAAUCCAGGCAGCGGUUUCAUGGAUUCGAUGCAAUGGUCAAGUACGGUCACAUUCACUGACAUUGAAGCAGAACUGAGAGUACACACCUAUAUUACACAGUCUACAGACUGCAACAAAGUGAGCUCCACAUGAACAGCCCUUUUAGACUGAACCAGUGAACUUUUCAUACUCAUCUUCUCAUCUACAGCAAAGGAAAGAAACUGUUGCUUACACUCGCACAUGGACACAUUCACAUACACACUUUUUUUUUAUUAAGGACAUUUUAUAUUUUUUCAUGCCAAGUACUUUGAGAAGUGUGUUUAUUACAGUACUUACCUGGACAUUUACAGUUGUUUGAGUGUCUGCAUGUUAAUGCAGCUCUGCUAGUUGUUCAUGCUCAUAUUCUGAUAUUUGCAUUUCAAGUACUUUAAGGUUUGCCUUUAUUGUAAUACUUACCUGGAUAUCCACAGCAACUUUCUGUUUAUUGCAAAGGUUCGAUCAUACUUGAGGUUUCUUCUGACUUAAUAAUUUCAAAUUGAGUUGAUAAUGUCAAAGUCAGGUAGCUUCAAGGAGACAGAGGAGCAGAGGCCUGGUUCCCAGCACAAAGUUCAAGACUUCCAGAGUGAGCUCCACUCAGUGGCGAUUGUAUCUGAGACACCUGACCUGAAGGAACCUGAAGGGCCUCGACGCUCUGAACAUGCGCGGAACCUGACAGAGAAAAUGCGUGCACUGCAAGAUGAAGAGGCCAAGAAAAAGGAGAAAUGGCUGCUCUCCAUGUACAAAAAAUGGAAGCUCGACAUAUGCAAAGUAAGAGAUCAGCUGAAGACGUACAUGCCAGAGAGUGAGCUCUUGCCUCUCAUUGAAGAGCUUAAGAAAGUGAAGGAAGACGUAAUGAGCCUGUAUUUUGGAAUUCGAGAUCUUGCCACACUUUCCACCGGCGUGAGAAGAGGAGUUGACACUUGCGAAUCAGUUACCACAGAAAUCAUCGCCAUUGCCUACGGCAGAGCAAUAGACGAAGAAGGUGAGUUUAAUGAGGACAUGGAAAGAUGCCGCCUUCAUGAACUGCUCCACCGUGACUAUGCAAAGUCUGUCUAUGGAUCUGCUGCUUCCUUGACAAGUCACAGCAAGUCUGACCAACACUCCACAGCUUCGUCCAUGGCAGCCAAGUGUGCAGCUGCAGAGCUAGCAGUGAAGGAAGCAAAUUAUGAAAUGAUGGGGGCAGAAGAAAGACAAAGAGAAGUCAUCCGAGAGUUAGAGGAACAACAACAGAAGGCUCUGGAGGCACAAAGGCAUGAGUUGGAGCGAUUGCGGGCAGCUCAAGCUAAGCUAAAGGUAUACGAUAAAGAGACGGAACAUGAAGCUGCUGACUGCAUUAACGAUGAAAGGAAACAGUGUGUGCCUGUAACUGCAGUCUCUCUAUCUCAUGUUGCAAUACCCCCUCACACAGAUGUUUCCCCUCUUGUUCGGGUCUUUCAAGGCAGCAUAGCCUUAAGUAGGCUCCCUGUUCCAGAGCCAUUUGUCUUCAAUGGUGAUGCAAUUCCAUUGAAUAGAAAGCAGCGUUUACCUCACUCAUUGACCAAAGAGCAAUCGCACCAGUUGAAAAACUAUUAUCUGAAGAAAUAUGUUUGUGGUCCAGCAUGCCAGGUGCUAGAAGGCACUUUCUUCCGGAAUGAUGAUGAAGCCUAUCAGGAGGCAUGGAACAAGCCAAAUCGUCGCUUUGGCCAGCCAUUCGCCAUUCAGCGAGCAUUCAGAGAGAAGCUCACCAAUUGGCCAAGGAUUCGACCUAAGGAUGUUCAAGGACUCAGAAACUUCUCAGAUUUUCUGAAUGCCUGUCAAGAUGCCAUGCCUCACGUCAAGGGUCUUGACAUACUAAAUGACUGUGAGGAGAGCCAGAAGCUUGCACACAAACUACCAGACUGGGCAGCUUCACACUGGAACCGACAAGUCACCCAGUGCCUGAACGAGAAGCAAGAAUUUCCAAGUUUCAAGGACUGUGCAACAUUUGUGUCAACUGAAGCUGAGAUUGCCUGCAAUCCAAUUACAUCGCUUCAUGCUCUUCCUUCAUCAGACUCGAACACUGAGAAGAGAAAUCUGAGACACAAAGAGAAACAAGGCCAGUGUUCUCACCACUCGCACAGCUACAGACAACACAAAUCAAAGGUCAGACCAGAAAAGGGCUAAAGCUCCAUGCAUCCUUUGUCAAGAUAACAGACACCAACUUCAUGCAUGUCCCAAGUUCACAGGGAUGUUGGCAGAAUGACGGAACCACGUAAAGGAGAAGAAACCAUGUUACGGAUGCUUAAAAUCUGGACACGGCGCAAAAGACUGUCAUCAUAGUCACUUCUGUGACAACUGCAAAGGAAGGCAUCCUACAGUCCUCCAUGAUUACAACCAUGGAAAGGAAAGGUGUUCAUCUGAAAUAGGGAUGACUCCAAGUGCUGCUGCUGCAACAUCCACUCAGUGUAACAGGCGAAGGCUCAUCCUACACAUCGAUGGUAAUACCAGUGUGGGUGUCAACUAAAAACAGUUCAACAGCUGAGAAGCUUGUCUAUGCUCUACUUGACACUCAAAGCGAUAGAACAUUCGUCGACCAAGAAGUGAGCGACCGUCUAAUUGCUGACAAGUAUCCAGUGAAUUUGACCACCAUGAGUGGAAAAAACAGUUCUCCAAAGUGAGAGUGUCUCCGGCCUUUGUGUAAGGGGACACAGUUCUGCUAUUCAGGUUGAUCUUCCAGUUGCCUACACGAAGGAUUGCAUACCCGUUAACCAUGCUCGCAUUCCCACUUGUGAGACGGCUAAACAAUGGAGUCAUCUCAGAGAAAUGGCAGACGAAAUCCAACCACUAAAGGACUGUGAAGUAGGACUUCUUAUAGGCUACAACUGCUCCAGAGCCAUGGCACCAAGGCAGGUCAUCCUAGGAGGAGAUGAGGAACCCUGUGCAAUACGGACAGACUUAGGAUGGACUAUUGUGGGGCGCUCAGCCCAAGGCCAUGAUCCGUUGAGCACAAGUCACCUGUGUCACAAAAUCACAGUUAAAGAGCUGCCUCUGGUAACUUCUGCCAAUGCUAUUCGCAUUCUAGAAUCUGACUUCAAGGAUGGCAGUGAAUACAGCAAAGCAGUGUCACAAGACGACAUUGCCUUCCUUCAUAAGCUAGAUGAGGGUAUACGGAAAAACACGCAUGGCCACUAUGAAAUGCCCCUGCCCUUCAAAAACAGACCUAGCUUGCCUGAUGAUAAAGACUCAGCCAUGAUACGCCUCAACCACCUGAAAAGGAAACUGCAACGGGACGAAAGGUAUAAGGAGCAGUAUGUCGAGUUCAUGGAGGAGGUAAUCGAGAAGGGAGAUGCAGAGCAGGUUGAAGAUGGUGGGAGUGAAGGUGAGAUGGUACGUUCCUCAUCACGGUGUUCGCCAUGCAAAGAAGCCGGAAAAGCUUCGCGUAGUGCUAGAUUGCGCGGCCAGAUGCGACGGAACCAGCCUAAAUGACCACCUCCUCUCUGGUCCUGACAUGCUGAACAAGUUGAGUGGUGUUCUCAUUUGCUUUUGACAACACCCUGUUGCUCUGAUGUGCGAAAUUGAUGGAAUGUUUUUUUUCAUGUGUAUGAGGCUGAUCGCAACUACCUGUGCUUUCUCUGUCGGAAGCAAGGAGACUUGAACUCACUGCCCAGCGAGUUCCGGGUGAAGGUGCAUCUGUUCGGUGCUGCUUCCUCUCCUGGAUGCGCAAACUACGGGCUGAAGCAUCUAGCUAAAGAGAAUAGCAACCUCUACCCUAAAGGCUCCCGGUUCAUCAUGAGGGAUUUUUAUGUAGACGACGGGCUUGCCAGUGUUGAAAGCACUGAAGAUGCUAUUCAGCUUGCCAGAGAAGCUUGCAAACUGUGCACCACGGGUGGUCUGCGACUACACAAGUUUGUGUCGAACGACGGAGACGUCCUAGAGAGUAUACCACCCUCAGAACGAGCAACUAAUGUGAAAAAUAUGGACCUCCCCUUCGACAACCUGCCACUUGAGAGAGUCCUAGGGAUUCAGUGGGAUGUGGAAUCCGACCACUUCCGGCUUAACGUUAGCCUAAAGGAUCAGCUUGCAACACGUCGCGGCAUCCUGUCUGUAGUGGCUUCCUUGUAUGACCCUCUCGGGUUUGUGGUGCCUGUUCUGCUCAAAGCGAAGAUCCAUUCUUCAGGAGAUGUAUAGGCGAGGCACAGGCUGGGACAAUCCUCUCCCAGAUGAACUUUGUCCAAAAUGGGAACAGUGGAGAAGUGAUCUAGCCCAAUUAGAUAAUGUUACCAUGUCCUGUACCUACUCACCUGCUGGAUUUGGAAAGGUCACAAAGACAGAGCUGCAUCAUUUCUCGGAUGCUAGCCUUAAGGGUUAUGGCCAGUGCUCAUACUUGAGACUUCAAAAUGAAGAGGGACAUGUUCACUGUGCCUUAGUUGUAGGAAAGGCACGCGUCUUACCAUCCAAGGUUACAAAUGUUCCGAGAUUGGAACUAACAGCCGCAGUUGUUUCUGUGAAGAUGAGCAACAUGCUCAAGGACGAAUUUGCAUCUACUGGGAUUGAGGAGUUCUUCUGGACUGAUUCUAAGGUGAUCUUGGGAUACAUCAACAAUGAAGCAUGACGAUUCCACACCUUUUGUAGCUAAUCACGUUCAGAAGAUUCAUCUCAGCUCGGCCCCUCAGCAAUGGAGAUGCGUCCCAACCAAUGAGAAUCCUGCUGACCAUGCUUCUAGGGGCUUGACUCCCAGCGAGCUUCGUUCAUCCACCUGGCUCACUGGACCCAAGUUCUUAUGGAACAAGGAAAUGAAGCUGCCUGUUGCUGAGAUUCCAGAGUUAAUGAUCGGAGAUCCAGAGGUCAGAAGUGCUCUAGUGCUUGGCACAAGAACCACAGAAUGAGUAAGCCUUGUUGAUCGCUUAUCUAAGCUCUCAGCUUGGUCACUGGCUACUCGAGCUGUUGCACGCAUACUAAGGUGCAUCAGCAAGAACAGAUCAAACAGUCUCACCACUGUAACAGAACGAGAACAUGCAGAACGUUGUAUAAUCAUAGACCUGCAGAAAAAUGUGUAUCAAGAGGAGUUGAAACGGCUGAGCAAAGGGAUCCCCCACCAUCUCAAAAUCCAUUAUACUCACUUGAUGCCUUCCUCGACAAAGAUGGCAUCCUCAGGGUGGGAGGUAGGCCGUGCAGCUCUUCUCUUCCCGACUCCAUCAAGCACCCUGCAAUCGUGCCCGAGGAUCAUCACAUUGCAAAGAUGAUCAUUGCUCAUCACCACGAAAGGAUGAAACAUCAAGGCAAAGGUCUUGCCAUUAAUGACAUCAGGUCCCAUGGCUACUGGAUUCCUGGCAUCAAUCAGGCAGUAGCAUCCUACAUUUGUCAAUGCGUUACCUGUAGACUGCUUCGGAAACCAACGGAAGAGCAAAGGAUGGCUGAUCUACCCCCCUGAACGUGUGGAACCAUCACCCCCCCCCCCCCUUUUACCUUCUGUGGAAUGGGCUACUUUGGUCCAUUUUUCACAAAGCAGGGUAGAAAGGAGAACGAGGUGUAUGGUCUUCUCUUCACUUGCCUUAGCUCCAGCGCCAUCCAUAUUGAGAUGCUUGACGACAUGUCCACCGACGCCCUCAUAAAUGAGCUACGAUGCUUUAUUGCCAUAAGUGGCACUGUUCGUCAAAUCAAGUCUGAUCAAGGAAGCAACUUUGUUGGAGCCAAAAAUGAACUCAAAGAAGCUCAAAGAAGUCAGUGCAGACUGGCUGGCUGCAUUUCUUGCUGAGAAACAAUGCGAGUUCAGCAUGAAUGCACCCUAUUCAAGCCAUGUCGGAGGGGUGUGGGAGAGACAGAUUAGUACAGUGAAAGGCAUCCUAAGGCCACGCUUGCUCUUUCUUCUGGUAGGCUAAACGAUGCUUCACUACGAGCUUUCCUCUAUGAAGCUAUGGCAGUUGUCAACAGCCGUCCACUGACUGUUAACAACCUCAGUGACCCCCCCCCACUCACACACACACACACAGCCUCGAGCCACUCACCCCAAUCAUCUCCCAACUAUAAAAUAUGUCAAGGCCUUGCCUCCUCCAGGUGAGUUCAUCAGAGAAGACAUGUAUAGCAAGAAAAGGUGGCAACAUGUUCAGUACCUGGCAGAACAGUUUUGGAGUCUAUGGCGAAAGGAAUACCUAGCCAACAUUGCCCUCAGACAGCGCUGGCAUACUCCCAGGAGAAAUCUGCAAGUUGGAGAUAUCGUAAUGAUGAAAGGAGAGGAUGUGCACAGGAACGAGUGGAGGUUGGGCAGAGUUUCAGAAAUCACUACUGACAAAGACGGACUAGUAAGGAGAGUUAAGGUCUGCCUUGGUGACAGCAAGCUUGGCAAGAAAGAGGAGUGUCUCACAAGAUGUCUGAAGUGGAGCGCCCAGUCCAGAAGCUAGUCUUGCUGCUGGAGACUGAUUAAGCCUGUUCACCCUAUAGUUAAUAAUACCUUCCAGCUAUAGCUUGUAAGCUCAUAGUUCAUGGUUUAAAAGGGUUUUCCACCUUCUAAACAAGUUAUUUCUAUAGGGAAGGUCAUUUUCAGUUUGAAAUCAUUCGUGCCUAAUGUAAACCGUAUACUGUUCCAUUAUUUACUCAUGAUUGGUGGGAGUGUAAAUGACUCUUAGUGAUGGUAUAUAAGCAAGUUAACUACUUCCUGUAAGUUUUAUUUUUGUUAGUGCCUUUUACGUUUUUGGGUUUUUUUUAUUUUGAAGCCCUUCUGGCGUACUCUCAUCUGAGAGUCAGGAACUUGCGCAUAGGUGUUCACACGUGAACGGCAGCCAAUUGAAGAGUGUACGGAAGGAAAAGGUGUAUUGAAGACGUUGCCUUGCAAUGUAAAGUUUUAUUAUGGAUAAUUAAGCACCUAGCUGGAAAUGGGAACAAGGUAUUGUGUGUUUCAACUUGUUUUAUGACUGUUUGCUGUGAUGUGUUAUCCUAAUUAACUGCCGAAAGGGUGUUUACAUAUACAGGGCUUGAAAUUUGCGGUGGUCCGGUCGCCUGAGGCGACUUAAUUUCUCAUUUGGCAAAGUAAUUCCUGUCGCUAGCCAGCCCGGCUGGCUAGUUGAAAAUAAAAAGAAGAUAUAUGAAGCGAAGAUUCAGACACACCGUCAACUAAAGCCGCCACAUAUUAAGCGCGUGCCAUGUCCGUGUUCAUCAGGCUGUCGUUUUUUUCACUACUGCGCAUGCAUAUAACAAACAUCCCAAAUCUCCCGGAAGUUCCGAGAGUCUCCCGCAUAUUGAUAGUGGCUCCUUGACAGUGUUGCCAGAUUGGGUGGUUUUAAGUGCAUUUUGGUGGGUUUUGAACAUAUUUUGGGCUGGAAAACGUCAGCAGUAUCUGGCAACACUGCUCCCUGAUGCCCGCAAAUUGGCGAAUAUCUCCCGGAAUCUAGAGCAAGAGCGUGCACGCGAAACAUUAAUGUCUGUAUCGCGUAUAUGACGGAGUGCGCGAGGGAGACUGCGUGUGUUCCUGUUCAUGAAGUGCAUGCUAGACAAAGAGCAUCCUGAUUGGUUUACAGACAUCCCAACCUGCAGACCGGGGGGAGAAAAAGUCCAAUAUAUUUAUUAUUUGUUGAUUAUUAUAUUAUGGUGCUAUGUGUUGUUCUCAUUUAUGUAUUUAACAACAGUAUCAAAAUACUCCGGCUCUUGAAAUAAAUGCACAUUAGUCAUGAACAAUGUAGACAGGUCAUGACAGGGGAUAAUCAGAAAAAAUUUGGGGUCAGAAUUUUUAUUGUUGAUUAUAGUUCUGUAAACAAUCCAGAAUUUAGUUCAAUUUGGGGACAGUCAAAAUUUUCAAUAUGGCUGCCAAAAUCCAAGAUGGCCGAUUUUCGCUAAAACUUCUCAUUUUUUCAAACAAUAAUUUAUAUUUUGCCAUAUUUUAACAGGGUAUGGGGGCCUUAUAUGAUUCCUGAACAUUUUAUAAUAUUGUAUAAUAAUUAUUAGGCCUACAGCAAAACUUAGUCAUCAAAUUUGUAAUUGUGGAAAUAGUUUCACUUUAGGGUGAGCAUGUGAGCAUAGGGUGAGCAAUGAUAACAUCUUUAAUUAAGUUCAAUGACAUGGACAGUCUGGGCCCUAUAAUGUUCGAUAGCCUACCUGUGACAAUUACGGCGUGAAGUGGACUUAGACAUUGCACAGUUUGCUAUAUAUUGUCUAGUGAGGGCGAAUUCGAAACUUUCCUCUAAGAUAUGCAAUAGCAAGCAUGUGCUACUCAACCACAUGAUGGCGAUUUAAAAGGUAAGAAAGUAUUAUUAACAUUGUAUAUGCCCAGAUCUAGGUGGGGUUAGCCACCUGGGGGGACCCUGGUCUGGAAAAUUUUCAUUUUCAGGCCUGUUCUCUUAAGAGUUCUUUGUAGGCCUAUAAAUAGGCUUGUAUACAGAGGUGUAUAUGUAUGAAGUUAAAAUUAUAUUAAUCUAAUAAGGUAAACAUUUUUAUUACAUACUGAUUUGUAGGCCUAUCAAUAUUGCAUUUCUGAGAGGGUGCAUUUUCCAUGUUUCAGCAAAACAAUGUUAUCAUCUGGACCAUUUUUAUUUUUAUCUCUGUCUCCUGAGGAGAAAUGCUUACUCUGCAACUGUGAAUUGUCUGGAAAGGAUGUAAAACCUAUUCAGCAGACUGGCUUUCAGACCCUAAACGAGACUGCAAAACUGUGGUCUGAAUGUGAUGGAGUUUGCAAAGAUGAGCCAUACAGGUCAUUCCAUGGGGCCUUGCAAAGCUCUUACAAUGUUUGUGAAGAAAGGAAGUAUAUUUGUGUUUAAAUUAAGGAUGAUGGCUGAAGAAAAAAAAUGCUUCUUGAAACAUCAGUAAGCUUCAUCAUUGUCUGGCUGGGGUUCGCUAUACUGUGUCACAUGAUGGCAAAACACACCUGGAGGACAGUGCUAUGUGCUCUGUUCCCCACAUGCAUAAACUCGCAGAAGAUCCCAACCAGCUGUGAUUUAAUAGGGGACAGAGAGUAUGCCCCUCAUUAUGCCCCUGGAAUGGGAUGUUCUUUAAGAGACCGUGGGUGUGAGAGGAGUCCAAAUAUACGGAUUUCGGGGCAUCACAGUGGCGCAGCUCCAGGGUCCUGGAUUCGAUUCUAAGCUCGGGUUGCUGUCUGUGUGAAGUUUUGCAAGUUCUCCCCCCGUCAGUGUAGGUUUCCUCUGGGUCCAAUGGUUUCUUCUUCAGCAA